Molecule: messenger RNA, 1998 nt
Organism: Rhinichthys klamathensis goyatoka
Lineage: Eukaryota; Metazoa; Chordata; Actinopteri; Cypriniformes; Leuciscidae
Product: ral guanine nucleotide dissociation stimulator-like
Exons: 14
Biological process (GO): positive regulation of GTPase activity; Ras protein signal transduction
Cellular component (GO): plasma membrane
Molecular function (GO): guanyl-nucleotide exchange factor activity
Source: RefSeq, a predicted model, not a curated record
GUUAGGCUGUAGUUCGGUUGGGUUUCCCGGUACCGAUGGUGUGUGUUGCGGGAUGUGAGUUCGUCAUGUUUGACGCCAGUGUUUGGCGGAUCCGGAGCAUCCGGGACUCGGUGAGACUCGAGAUUCACGACGAACCGAAUCCUGCGGUUCUGAACCGAUUCACUCCGCUGGACCCGGACACACCUCAGCUGGAGAAUGCGAGUCAGGAGAUCGGUGAGGAGGUGGAGGACGGUGCCGUGUUCAGCAUCACGCUGAGGAAGGUCCAGUUGUACCAGUCGUCGAGCAGAAGCCAGCGCUGGACGGGUCUGGACUCGGACUCGGGUCUGGGUCUGUACGAGACCUGUAAGCUGCGCAUCAUCAGAGCCGGGACGCUGGAGCGACUGGUGGAGAAUAUGGUGACGGCCUUCAGAGGGAACGACUCCACAUACGUCACCAUCUUCCUCUGCACUUACAGGACCUUCGCUACUACUAAACAAGUGCUGGACCUGCUGCUCAACAGAUACGCUAAACUGCAGCCGGGCGCAGAAUCGCGCAGAAUGACCGCAGACGAGCGAACGGAGCUCAGGAACACCGUCUCCUCCAUCCUGGGCGCCUGGUUGGAUCAGUACUCUGAGGACUUCUGGAAGCCCCCGGAUUACUCCUGUCUGAGGCGCCUGAUCCACUACCUGCAGCUCAACUUCCCGGGAUCUGACCUGGAGCGCCGGGCCUGUAAUCUCCUGAGCCAGUUCCACCGCAGACUCACGCAGGAAUCACACCAGGAGGUGUUGGAUCAGGCCUGCUGUGCCUUUACUCUGCUGGAGGAAAACGGAUUCCAUGAAGAUCGACCCGAUUUCCUGAGCUUUGACCCGACUGUAGUGGCAGAGCAGUUCACCCUGAUGGACGCAGAGCUGUUUAAGCGUGUGGUGCCGUAUCACUGUUUGGGAAGCAUCUGGUCUCAGAGAGAUAAGAAAGGGAAGGAACAUCUGGCGCCGACCAUCAGAGCCACGGUCAGCCAGUUCAACCGCGUCACCAACUGCGUUAUCUCCACGUGUCUGAGCGAGCGAACGCUGAAGAGCGGGCAGAGGGCCCGGAUCCUGGAGCACUGGAUACAAGUGGCCCGAGAAUGUCGGAUCCUGAAGAACUUCUCGUCUCUGCGAGCGAUCCUCUCCGCGCUCCAGUGUAAUCCGGUUCACCGCCUCAAGAAAACAUGGGAUGAAGUUUCUCGGGAAAACAUCCGCAUCUUCCAGGAGCUGUCGGAGAUAUUCUCUGAUGAGAACAACCACUCGCUGAGCAGAGAACUGCUGAUCAAGGAAGGAACGUCUAAAUUCGCCACUCUGGAGAUCAACCCGAAACGAGCCCAGAAGCGACAGCAGCCGCAGAGAGAUCUGACUGUAAUGCAGGGGACGAUUCCUUAUCUGGGAACUUUCCUCACGGAUCUGGUGAUGAUGGACACAGCCAUGAAAGACUAUCUGGACGGAGGCCUGAUCAACUUCGAGAAGAGGAGGAAGGAGUUCGAGGUCAUUGCUCAGAUUAAGCUGUUACAGCUCGCGUGUAACAAUUAUAACUUCCGGCGAGUCGCAGGAUUCGGGACGUGGCUCUCCAGUGUAGAGAAACUCUCAGAGGCAGAGAGUUACAGUCAGUCGUGUGAGAUCGAGCCGCUCUCGGAAUCCGCCUCAAACACACUGAGAGCCAAGAAGAGCUCGGGAAUCAUGAAGAGAUGGAGCGACCGUCAGCCGGCGGGGUCGGGCGAGGCCGGCGGCAGCAGCUCUGGCAGCUCACACUCCAAGUCUUUCGACCAGCUGCGCUUCCCGGUGUGUGUGAGCGGCUCUGUGUGUGACGGCGGAGACUCCCUCAGCGUGACGUCUGCAGGAUCCAGCAGUUCUGAUGUGGAGGAGCUCAACAUCAGCUUCAUCUCGGAGUCUCCCGACGCUCUGGAGAAGAAGACCUCAACGCCCUUCGCUAAAACACUCCAACUCUACCGUAGGGAAGUGCGGCCCUACAGGAGACCUGAUACCCACG